AGGGGGAAGCGCCGAGGGUUGCCUGACUGGAAUGAGGGUAGCUGCGACGACUGCGGCGGCGGGAGCGGGGCCGGCCAUGGCGGUGUGGACGCGGGCUACCAAAGCGGGGCUCGUGGAGCUGCUUCUGAGGGAGCGCUGGGUCCGAGUGGUGGCCGAGCUGAGCGGAGAGAGCCUGAGUCUGACGGGCGACGCCGCGGCGGCCGAACCCGAGCCGACUCUGGGGCCGACAGCGGCGGCUUUCAACGGCCUCCCGAACGGCGGCGGCGCGGGCGAUUCGCUGCCCGGGAGCCCAAGCCGUGGCCUGGGGCCCCCGAGCCCUCCCGCGCCGCCGCGGGGCCCCACGGGCGAGGCGGGCGCGUCGCCGCCUGUGCGCCGGGUGCGAGUGGUGAAGCAGGAGGCGGGCGGCCUGGGCAUCAGCAUCAAGGGCGGCCGCGAGAACCGGAUGCCGAUCCUCAUUUCCAAGAUCUUCCCGGGGCUGGCUGCAGACCAGAGCCGGGCGCUGCGGCUGGGCGACGCCAUCCUGUCGGUGAACGGCACGGACCUGCGCCAGGCCACCCACGACCAGGCAGUGCAGGCGUUGAAGCGCGCGGGCAAGGAGGUGCUGCUGGAGGUCAAGUUCAUCCGAGAAGUAACACCAUAUAUCAAGAAGCCAUCCUUAGUAUCAGAUCUGCCAUGGGAGGGUGCAGCUCCCCAGUCACCAAGCUUUAGUGGCAAUGAGGACUCUGGCUCUCCAAAACACCAGAACAGCACCAAGGACAGGAAGGUCAUCCCUCUCAAAAUGUGCUUCGCUGCUAGAAACCUAAGCAUGCCAGAUCUGGAAAACAGAUUGAUAGAGCUACAUUCCCCUGAUAGCCGGAACACAUUGAUCCUACGCUGCAAGGACACAGCCACAGCACACUCCUGGUUCGUAGCUAUCCACACCAACAUAAUGGCUCUCCUCCCACAGGUGCUGGCUGAACUCAAUGCCAUGCUUGGUGCAACCAGUACAGUGGGAGGCAGCAAGGAAGUCAAGCACAUUGCCUGGCUGGCAGAACAGGCAAAACUGGAUGGUGGAAGACAACAGUGGAGACCUGUCCUCAUGGCUGUGACUGAGAAGGACUUGCUGCUUUAUGACUGUAUGCCAUGGACAAGAGAUGCUUGGGCCUCGCCAUGUCAUAGCUACCCUCUUGUUGCCACAAGGUUGGUUCAUUCUGGCUCUGGAUGUCGGUCGCCCUCCCUUGGAUCUGACCUUACCUUUGCUACCAGGACGGGCUCUCGGCAGGGCAUUGAGAUGCAUCUCUUCAGGGUAGAAACACAUCGGGAUCUGUCGACGUGGACCAGGAUACUUGUUCAGGGUUGCCAUGCUGCAGCUGAGUUAAUCAAGGAAGUCUCCCUAGGCUGCACCUUAAAUGGCCAAGAAGUAAGAUUCAACGUACACUAUGAAAAUGGGUUCACCAUCUCCAGGGAAAAUGGAGGCUCCAGCAGCAUAUUGUACCGCUACCCCUUUGAACGGCUGAAAAUGUCUGCUGAUGAUAGCAUCAGAAAUCUCUAUCUGGAUUUUGGUGGUCCUGAAGGAGAACUGACCAUGGAUCUGCACUCUUGUCCAAAACCGAUUGUAUUUGUGUUGCAUACAUUCUUGUCAGCCAAAGUCACUCGCAUGGGACUGCUUGUAUGAGCAGCAGAAAAAAGCCUUGACUGUCACAAGAAGUAUUUCCACCUCAAAAAAAAAAAAAAAA
Molecule: messenger RNA, 1715 nt
Organism: Castor canadensis (American beaver)
Lineage: Eukaryota; Metazoa; Chordata; Mammalia; Rodentia; Castoridae
Gene: Sntb2
Product: syntrophin beta 2
Cellular component (GO): intracellular anatomical structure; synapse; dystrophin-associated glycoprotein complex
Molecular function (GO): structural molecule activity; protein binding
Source: RefSeq, a predicted model, not a curated record